Messenger RNA from Gossypium raimondii (Peruvian cotton), 1001 nucleotides. RefSeq names its product 2-C-methyl-D-erythritol 2,4-cyclodiphosphate synthase, chloroplastic. The transcript is spliced from 3 exons. Gene Ontology annotation, molecular function: 2-C-methyl-D-erythritol 2,4-cyclodiphosphate synthase activity. NCBI's taxonomy places the organism in Eukaryota, Viridiplantae, Streptophyta, Magnoliopsida, Malvales, Malvaceae. The record is from RefSeq and is a predicted model, not a curated record. Gene Ontology annotation, biological process: terpenoid biosynthetic process. The coding region runs from base 114 to 827 and encodes 237 amino acids.
UCAACAAAGAUAGUCGAAGCAAGUUCACAAAAACGAAACCCAAAAAAACAGAGUCAACAAAGAUAUUCGAACCAAGUUCACGAAAAACAGAGCCCCUUCUCUGCAUAGACGCGAUGGCCACUCGCUUUUACAGUUGUUCUCUGAUUCCAGCAAGACCCACCUCCGGAUCAGUCUUAAACAAGUACAGUUUGUUGCCAAAUCCUCGUAUCUCAAUCACCCGACGUCAUACUACCCUUGUUUCUUCUUCUUCUUCUUCUUCAUCUUUCACACUUCGAGCUUCAGUUUCAUCAGCUGCUACUUCAACUGCAGUCGAUGGAACCAUCUCCUCCACCAAACCUUCCAAGUCUUUGCCUUUCAGAGUGGGUCAUGGAUUCGACCUUCAUCGUUUGGAGCCUGGCUACCCUUUGAUCAUUGGUGGGAUUGAUAUUCCUCAUGAUAGAGGCUGUGAAGCUCAUUCUGAUGGAGAUGUACUGCUUCAUUGUGUUGUGGAUGCAAUAUUGGGAGCUUUAGGGCUACCUGAUAUAGGGCAAAUAUUUCCAGACUCUGAUCCCAAGUGGAAAGGAGCUCCAUCUUCAGUUUUCAUUAAAGAAGCUGUGAGACUCAUGCAUGAGGCAGGUUACGAGAUUGGAAACCUAGAUGCCACCUUAAUUCUUCAAAGACCGAAACUGAGUCCACACAAGGGAGUUAUCAAAGCCAAUUUGUCUGAGCUUCUAGGUGCCGACCCAUCUGUCGUCAAUCUUAAAGCCAAGACUCACGAGAAGGUUGACAGCCUUGGUGAGAAUCGAAGUAUUGCAGCACACACUGUGGUCUUACUCAUGAGGAAGUAAAUACUGGUAUCGUAUAGCAUUGUUGUUUACUGUCAUAGACAACCCCCUGUAUUCAGUUGGAUCCGAACUUGAGCAAUAAUUAUAUGUUUCGACCGGCCACAGUUUCCAAAUCGGUCAUUGGUCUAUGAAAGUUUGUCAACGACUCAACAUUACAAAUAUAAAUUUAUUUUAAAA